ACUCCUACGACUACUCCUACGACCACUCCUACGACUACUCCUACGACCACUCCUACGACUACAACCACCACUACAACAGCGACGCCGGCACCAACAACUUCUCCUACGACAUCCCAAACGACGACAAAGACGACAACAACACCGUCACCUUCACCACCAACAAAGGCGACAACAGCACCAUCUCUUUCACCACCGACAAAGGCGACAACAGCUGCUUCAGCCCCACCACCACCACCACCAACGACCACUGCACCACCGCCAGCUCCAGCACCAACAACUACAACUACACUUACCGCAGAAGAUAGGGAUUCUAACAGCAAAAAUGCUAGCACCAAUGAACAGAACGAAAGCACCAACAGUAUGGAAAACAAAAACAGCAACAUCAGCUCGAGCAAAAACAACAACAAUAACAACAACAACAAAAACAACAAAAACAAAAACAGCAAAAACAAAGACAAUGGCAACAGCAACGGCACCAUCAGAGAAAAGUCUAAGCCCCCCUCAAACCAGGACGAAGAGUCAAGUACUGUCAAAGAUGGAAAAAGUCACGGAUCUAUAAAUGACAAAUCAGAAGCAAGUAAUCCAGAAAAGCAUCCGACUCACGAGAAUAAAACACACGCACAAGAAAAAGCAACGAAAAAUAAAACAAACAGCGGUGUUAAAGCAACUGUAAAAACACCAGACAUUAAACUCACUGAUGGUAACAACAACAACAACAACAACAACAACAACAACAACAACAACAACAACAACAAGAAGAUCAAUGGCAGUGACACGUCGGUUGAAGUAGCACGUUCAAAUCGCGAGGCUGUAACUGUGACUGUUUCUUCUGAAGUCAAACGCGAAGGAAAAGAAGGAAUUGGGGGGAACCAAAAGACAAACACAAUAGAUACUGGGUCUUCAAAACCUCCUGCAAAACAACACACUGGAGAGGGAAAAAAAAACGCAGGCUCAGUCAACGCGGGAAAGAGUAAAAGCAAUACUAAUGAUAAAAAGAAAGACAAAUCGAAAGUAUCUGCCGAUUCGGGAGAUCAUGACAGUAAAAGAGACAAUAAACGGGCAGGCAGUAAAGCGGGAAAUGACAAAGCGACAGACGCCACCGUUAUCGGAAGCAAAAACAAGAAUAUUGAAGUCAAAAUCAAAGUGAAUAAUAACAUUACAGUAAACAAAGGAAAAAGCAAUGAGGCCAGCAAAGGCGAUAAGAACAAAAACGAGAAGGACAGUGAAAAAAAGAAACAAAACAAAAACAACAACGCAGCUACUACUCCUACCACCAACAAUAGUGUCAACAAAGAAAACCACAGCACCACCACCAACAAAAGCAGCAGCAACAACAACAACAACAACAACAACAACAACAACAACAACAAAACAUCCCCUAAAAACAUCCCCAUCACUAAAGAGAACACAGGCAGGAAGAAGAAGAAAAGCCACAUGAUGCCGGCGCCCACCACCACGGUUACGAAGAAACCUUUCGAGGGCCAUCGGAACCAGAUCUUGGACUCUGUGUCCUACUUUGGACUCCGGAAAUACCUGGACACGGCACAGACUUCAGACAACGGUGACGUUAUUCUAGUCCCUUUACUGAUUUCGGACAGCCCGAAAGCAGGUUUCGAACCCGGGGACUUACGGCACAACGGGCAAGCCAGCCGCCGGUACAACAGUGUUGACCUGACCACUAUGGCCACCACACUCCACGCUCUGGUCGUGUCCUCCAUGACUGGUCUAGUGGACAUUGGUGAGGAUGUGGAGCUACAGACCAUCAUGACGUCAUCGCUGAGGAUUUUGUCCUGGUUCAUGUGCCACGAGGAAGACCUGAUGACGUCAGUGGCCCUGUCUCCUUUCCCCUCCCGCUUCCAGCUGUACUGGCUAGUAGGGCGCGUUGCUUUCCAGCUGGAGUCCCGGCAGGCCGUGGAGUCUCGUGUCUUUGCGUUCUCGGGUCAUGCCAUUAAGGAGUUCAUGACGUCACUUAGAGAAAAUAUGACGUUUGCUAUCUUGAAGAGCAUCACUGACGCCGGUCUGGGCAACGAUGGCAAAACUAGGGUUUACAUCGAUGACGUCAUAGGAGUCAAGGAUUUAGAUAGCAAGGGAAAACCAAAGAUGCUUCCAGCCCUGUUCCCAGCAAAUGUUGUGACGUCACGGAAUGGCACCAGCGUCACCCCAAAACAACCCAGCAACAAAUUACGACUAGGGGUCAAAGGUUAUAUCCCGCAGGCGAAGUACAAGGCGAUGCUUCAGAACCCGCGAUUUGGCCCCACGUCGGCCAAACUGGACAACAGCCUAAAGGACAUGAACAGAGAUGACGCUAUUUUUAGGUUCUGGUCCUCCCCCGCCUACACCAGGGCUGCCACCCUGCUCGCAGUCUCUCAGGCGGCUAAUCUAGACAUUGACGACUUCAGGUUUAGCUGAGGACCCAGCAACUUUUAAAAUGCUUUAAAAAGUAUUAAUAAUUAUAAUGUAAUAAUUAUUUUUCAUUAAUGAAUCAAUAGUUAUUAACUGCUUUAGAAGGCGCAGGUUUUGGGGGCAGGGGAGUAUGGUACUUUAAAAAAGAGGCACAAAUUCACUAUUCAUGCAAACUUCGUAAACCUGUUUUCGUUUAUCCUAACUUUUACUAAGGUAGGCAACAACAUUCAUAAUGGAAAAUAAUUAUGAAACAUUCACGUUUUUGGGUUAUGUGUGAUGGUUAGAAAUGUGCAGUAAUAUUUCCUUUGUUCUGAUGCUAGUUUGACAAAGCCGUCCGCUACGCUCUCACACAGUUAACGACUUCUGAUUCUUUGUCUUGUCUGAAUUACGCAGCUUGCACUCGGUGCAUUGCCCAUAACUGAUGUUUUAUAUUUCUGUAAAAUUUUGAAUAGUGGAAUGUUGUUAUGCUUUAAAUGAUGUAAAAUUUUCACAACAAAAUAGUUUGAAUAAAUUAAAAGGAAUCUAUGUACAGUAAAAAAAAUAAUUUAAAAAAA
Molecule: messenger RNA, 2957 nt
Organism: Aplysia californica (California sea hare)
Lineage: Eukaryota; Metazoa; Mollusca; Gastropoda; Aplysiida; Aplysiidae
Product: probable serine/threonine-protein kinase roco8
Source: RefSeq, a predicted model, not a curated record